CUGGUUUAGACGCCGCAUGGAGCGUCCGCGUCCACACGACCGAAGCGUCGAGGUGUGCUUCGUUGAGAGCGGAGUCGGUGGCGCGGGAAUUGGCCGCCGCCGUAUCCAAUUAUGGCAAGCACUCAUUGGCUAAAAUGCGAGAGCGAUGUUGAUCUAUGUGGCCAGUGAUUGGUCAAAAAGAAGUUUACGGUGCUCCAUGAGCGACGAGGUCGAGCUCGUGGCCACGUUCCCGGCGCCGCCGGCCUUCAUGAGCCUCUACGCGGAGGGGCCGGAGAUGGGGCCUCCUCCGCCGGCGCCGCUCAAGCCGACGUACCACUCCUUCGGCACGGCGUACGCCACCGAGGACGCGGUCCCGGACCUCCUCGGCGACCGCAAGCUCUACGCCACGGGCAGCAACGUCAAGACCGAGAUGAAGCGCAUGAACAAGUCGCUCAUCUUCACCUUUCUCGAGCUUGUCGAGGUGCUCAUUGCCAACCCCACCAAGUUCAACGAGAAGAUUGACGACAUUGAGCUGCUCUUUCUCAAUUUGCACAACCUCAUCAACGCGUAUCGACCACACCAGGCGCGCGAGACGCUCAUCGAGAUGCUCAAGCAGCAAAUCGACGAGCGCAAGGAAGCGGCGGCCGACAUUCGCCGGGUCAUUGAAGAGUCCAAGAUCGCGGUCCAAGCCGCGCACGCAGAGCUCGACUCGGACGCCAAGCUCCAAGACAUGGUCGACGCGCCCAUGUCGCCGGUCGAAGAGGCCGCCGACGUCACCAUGGACGACGACGACGCGCACGCAGCGCCCGCGAUCGACACCGAGAAACUGCGGCAAAACCAGCUUGAGCAAGACCGGUUCUUUGUGCUCUGCCAAAAAAUCAUCGAUAACAUGAACCCGUAAGGCUCCUCAACCAAUUGCUUUUCUUCCUUG
Saprolegnia diclina VS20 is the source of this 910-nucleotide messenger RNA. RefSeq lists its product as hypothetical. Gene Ontology annotation, molecular function: transcription coregulator activity. The record is from RefSeq and is a predicted model, not a curated record. Gene Ontology annotation, biological process: regulation of transcription by RNA polymerase II. Gene Ontology annotation, cellular component: core mediator complex; mediator complex. The transcript is spliced from 5 exons. Lineage: Eukaryota; Oomycota; Saprolegniomycetes; Saprolegniales; Saprolegniaceae. The coding region runs from base 146 to 880 and encodes 244 amino acids.